This is a messenger RNA of Meloidogyne enterolobii, 915 nucleotides long. NCBI's taxonomy places the organism in Eukaryota, Metazoa, Nematoda, Chromadorea, Rhabditida, Meloidogynidae. The record is from the annotation of a GenBank genome assembly.
AUGACUACAACUACCCAACAACCUUCCUCAGAUUAUUUUAAUUCAGAAUUUGAACAUUUUAUUCAAACACAAAUUUCUGGUUUAAUUUUAACAGAAAGGGAAAACAAUUCCGAAUUAAAUAAAGAUCAAGAAUUAAUUAUUUCCAUUGAUUUUUGUAAAAAAUUUUUAAUUGAAAAUUCUUCAAAAAAGGAAGCAGAAAGUGAUGAAAUGGAAAAGAGACGUUCUCAAGUUUUGGCCAAACUUGUAGAAUUAAAAUUGGAGUUGGAAACACAUCGAGAAUCCUUAAUAAUUGGAGAUGAUACAACAAAUAUUAAAAGAAUUAAAUACCAUGAAUUUGUAAUGCAAUCGGUAAGGGGAACUAAUGUUUAUUGUGAAGUGUGUUUAAGUAUUAUUUGGAGGCUGAUUCAGUAUUGGAGAAAAUGUAAAGUUUGUGGCUUUCGCGUUCACGAUAAAUGCAUCGAUCAAGUCUCACGUCAAUGUGUUAGCACACAAAUAUACAAAACUGAUUUUUCUCUUUCUUUCCAAAUCUGUCCAGAAAAUUCUCUUAGAAAUCAAAAUUUUCGUUGUGCAGAAUGUUUGGCUAAUAUAUCCUUUGAUGAGGAAUCAGACAAAAUACCUCGACUUUGUGAUUAUACUGGGUUAUUUUAUUGUAGCCGUUGUCAUUGGAAUGAUACUAUGGUCAUCCCAGCCAGAUUGGUACGGAACUGGGACGCUAACAAACGCCCAGUCUGUCGGGCAACAAAACAAUUACUUGUAGCAAUAAUGAAUAAACCUUUAAUUGAUUUACCUAAAGAAAAUCCUUUACUUUUUAAAUUUGUUAAUAAUUUAAAUAGAAUUGGAAGGCUUAGAAAUGAUAUAAUGCUUAUGAAAUGUUAUUUUGUCAGUUGUAAGGUAUGCUCAAGUUUAUUUAAUUAA